AUGGAAAAUCGUAACACUACGUCACCAGACAAACAGACUCACCAGCUUCCCAUUCGAACUGCUCAUCUCCAUCAUUCGCUUCUCAUUCCUCCACUGCCGCCGGGUUCAUUCGCGUUGCAAGUCCUGUGUAGACUCACUUCCCGAAUACCAAGCCUAUCAGACAACAUUCUUGAGCAAUACAGAAGCACCCAUGAUGCGAAGCCGCGCCGAUGGACGAUAGAGAGAGCAGCCGAAUUCUUCGAUGUUGUCCGAGAGGAUGUUGAGGUUGAUUACUACCUUUUCGUUGAACUUCUUUUGAGCUAUCCUCGGUUGAGGUCAUGUCUCUUGAUUAGGGAACAGGGGCAAAGGUUUGGAGUGGUUGGUUGCUUUUCGCCCGAGGCUUCUUCAUUGGCUCCAAGUCUCCUCACGCAAGGUCUACGUGCGCUUUCUGCCCUCCCGGCGUGGCAGUACGGACUCGGUCUACAAUCGGCGUUGCUCCUAAAUCCCAGCAGAAGCUUUCCGUAUUGCAUGGGCUUCAAUUACAAGUAG
Messenger RNA from Letharia columbiana, 528 nucleotides. RefSeq lists its product as uncharacterized. The record is from RefSeq and is a predicted model, not a curated record. The coding region runs from base 1 to 528 and encodes 175 amino acids. The transcript has a single exon. NCBI's taxonomy places the organism in Eukaryota, Fungi, Ascomycota, Lecanoromycetes, Lecanorales, Parmeliaceae.